Molecule: messenger RNA, 2089 nt
Organism: Ipomoea triloba (trilobed morning glory)
Lineage: Eukaryota; Viridiplantae; Streptophyta; Magnoliopsida; Solanales; Convolvulaceae
Product: histone-lysine N-methyltransferase ASHR1
Exons: 13
Coding region: 94-1650 (518 amino acids)
Cellular component (GO): nucleus
Molecular function (GO): protein binding
Source: RefSeq, a predicted model, not a curated record
CUACCUAAGACAUUUUCUCCAAGUUCCCAGAAGCAUUUGGAACUCUCGAGUUCACUAUUGCGCAGAGGUUGAUUGUGCUAGCUUUGAGCAUACAUGGAGGAAUUGCAGGAAGCGUUGAGGGAAAAAGGCGUAACGGUCUCAACUCAUCCACAAAAGGGUCGCUGCAUUUUCACUACCAGAGAUUUUUCCCCAGGGGAAGUAAUCAUAAGCCAAGAGCCCUAUGUUUCUGUUCCCACCAAAACCCAGACUGGAUCAUCAGCAAAAUGUGAAUGGUGCUUUACAUCCACUAAUGUUAAGAAGUGUUCUGCUUGUCAAGUUGUCUAUUACUGUGGUGCCACAUGUCAAAAGUCGGAUUGGAAGUUGCACCGAUUUGAAUGCCAAUCACUAUUGAAACUUGAGAGGGACAGGAUAAAAUCCCUUGCACCAACCAUCAGAUUGAUGGUUAAACUUUAUCUGAGGAGAAAACUGCAAAGUGAAAAUAAUAUCCCAACUACUGCCAUGGACAACUAUGCUUUGGUGGAGCUUUUGGUGUCUCGUAUCCUUGUAUAUAUAUAUAUAUAUCACCUUUCAAUUGAAUUGAUAAAGUUAUAUUGUUUUGAUCUUAACGUGUUCACUUUUGAAGACAUUUCUGACAUUGAUGAGAAGCAACUAGUGUUGUACGCUCAGAUGGCAAACCUUGUAAAUUUGAUCCUCCAAUGGACUGACAUCAAUAUAAAAGAGAUUGCAGAAAACUUUUCUAAGUUUGCAUGCAAUGCACACACAAUUUGUGACAGUGAACUGAAACCCCUUGGAACUGGGCUCUAUCCUGUAAUUUCUAUAAUUAACCACUGUUGUUUGCCAAAUUCUGUUUUAGUGUUUGAGGGACGAAUGGCAGUGGUACGUGCUGUACAUCAUAUAAAGAAAGGUACUGAGGUAUUGAUAAGUUACAUAGAAACUGCUGGAAGCACUAUAACUCGACAGAAAGCCCUCAAAGAACAAUACUUCUUCUCCUGCACCUGCCCUCGCUGCAUAAAAUUGGGACAAAUUGAUGAUAUCCAAGAAAGUGCGAUUCUGGAAGGCUAUAGUUGUAAAGAUAGUCGGUGUAAAGGUUUCCUGCUUCGUGACUCUGAGGAUAAAGGAUUCAUAUGUCAACAGUGUGGACUUCUUAGGGAGAAGGAAGAAGUAAUGAACCUUGCCGGUGAGAUCAAAUCAAUGUCCGAAAGAGCUUCAUUGUCAUCUUCUUCUGGCCAUAAAAAAGAUGCUAUUGUGAUGUAUAAAUCUAUUGAGGAGCUUGAGUUGAGGCUUUACCAUGCUUUUUCAAUCAAUCUGAUGCGCACUCGGGAAACACUUUUAAAGAUGUUUAUGGAGCUUCAAGAUUGGAAGGAAGCCUUGGUGUAUUGCAGAUUGACUAUUCCAGUUUAUGAGAGAGUGUAUCAAGGAUUUCAUCCUUUGCUUGGACUCCAGUAUUAUACUUGUGGAAAACUUGAAUGGUUGCUUGGAGAGUCGGAGGAAGCAUUCAAGUCACUGAGCAAGGCAAUGGAUAUAUUAAGAAUUACUCAUGGAACAACUACUCCUUUCAUGAAGGAGCUCUCAUUCGAAUUGGAAGAAGCACGAGCCGAGCUUUCUUAUAAGCUUUCGAGGAAAGAGGAUGACGAGGGAUUUCAGGGUUGAACUUAAGACCUCUUUGGCCUUGCGUCACUUUACUAUUUUUUGGUUUUAUUGGGGUGAGGGAGAAAUUCGCAGCCAUUACUCGAGGGUGUGCAUGGAGUAAACCCCGCCUUAUGACCCUAAUAGGCAAAGGACAAAUAAUAGGAGAUAGGUCAGCUUAGGUUGCCUAUAGCUGUCUGGUUUAAACCAAGAAAGGGCAACAGAGCGCUCUCACCGUGAGGUGAACUUAGAUUUUAGUGUUAUCAUACCAACAACCAGACUAAUCAAAUUUGAUUGGAGUUGUUCCUAGUUUAUUACUCCGUAUUUUAUUUUGUUAUGCAAGUUGGAUGGGUAUUUGGUCUCAAUGGAUAAAAUACCGUGUUUCCUCCAAAUGAUCAAGCAUGGUAUUACCAUGAUAUAUGAGAUUUCCAAUUCUAUUCAAUUUCAUGUUCAUUUUGAAACA